AUGGCCCCAAAACAGAAGCAGCCAUGCUACGUCCUCGGUGUGGGCAUGACAAAGUUCAUCAAGCCUCGCGGGAAGGUGGACUAUACAGAGCUGGGCUUCGAGGCUGGCGUCAAAGCUAUGCUGGAUGCAAAGAUCAACUACGACGACGUCGAACAAGGCAUCGCCUGCUACUGCUACGGAGACUCGACAUGCGGCCAGCGGGUUUUCUACCAAUUUGGCAUGACCCAGAUUCCCAUCAUUAACGUCAACAACAACUGCUCCACCGGGUCCACCGGACUGGCCAUAGGGAGGCAGUAUGUCUCCAGCGGGGCUGCCGACUGUGUGCUUGUUGUCGGAUUCGAGAAGAUGAUGCCCGGAAGUCUCCAGACUUUCUUCAACGACCGCGAGAACCCCACAGGAACCUCGGGUCUGAUGAUGGCAUCCACUCGAGGCUUCACAAAUGCCCCUGGUGCUGCUCAAAUGUUUGGCAAUGCUGGUCGUGAAUACAUGGAGAGGCGAGUCCAUCCUGGCCUUAAGUACGACCAUAUACUAACAUCUACUGACAGAUACGGUGCAAAGCCUGAGGAUUUCGCCGAGAUCGCCCGCGUCAACCAUGCUCACAGUGUGAACAACCCUUACUCGCAGUUCCAAGAUGUUUACACGCGCGAGCAGAUCGAGAAGGCCCCGAUGAUCUUCGAGCCCCUGACCAAGCUCCAGUGCUGCCCGACCUCGGACGGCGGCGCGGCUGCCGUGCUCGUCUCGCAGGCUUUCCUGGACGCCCGGCCGCACCUCAAGGAGCAGGCCGUCCAGAUCGCGGGCCAGUGCCUGGCGACGGACGCGCCCUCGCUCUUCUCCAAGAGCGCCAUCGACCUGAUGGGCCGUGAGAUGACAGAGCACGCGGCCCGCACUGCCAUGGCCGAGGCAGGCGUGGAGCCUUCCGACUUCAGCGUGUGCGAGCUGCACGACUGCUUCAGUGCCAACGAGAUGAUCACCAUCGACUUUCUAGGGUUGUCUGAGCCGGGCAAGGCACACGAGCUGGUGCGCGCCGGCGGCAUCACCUACGGCGGCAAGAUUGUCAUAAACCCUUCGGGCGGGCUUAUCUCUAAGGGCCACCCGCUCGGUGCCACGGGCAUCGCCCAGUGCGCUGAGCUGAUUUGGCACCUGCGCGGCUGGGCCAACAACCGCAACGUCCCCGGCACCAAGUAUUGCCUGCAGCACAACCUCGGCCUCGGGGGCGCCGCCGUCGUCACGGUGUACAAGCGGGCGGACGGGAAGGAGGCUCCCAAGGUGGAUGAUGCCACGGUGGGCAAGAUAAAUGGGCUGGGGUACAACCCUGCCACGCAGGCCAAGGGCUUCACGGCUGCGCAGGCGCGGGCCGUGAGGAGCAAGGAACGGGCGAGUGAAUGGGCUCUGCAGGAUACGGAGGAGAAGGUAGAGGCCAGGUUCUAG
Messenger RNA from Diaporthe amygdali, 1428 nucleotides. RefSeq lists its product as uncharacterized. Gene Ontology annotation, molecular function: acyltransferase activity, transferring groups other than amino-acyl groups. The record is from RefSeq and is a predicted model, not a curated record. The coding region runs from base 1 to 1428 and encodes 475 amino acids. NCBI's taxonomy places the organism in Eukaryota, Fungi, Ascomycota, Sordariomycetes, Diaporthales, Diaporthaceae. The transcript has a single exon.